Molecule: messenger RNA, 1749 nt
Organism: Neomonachus schauinslandi (Hawaiian monk seal)
Lineage: Eukaryota; Metazoa; Chordata; Mammalia; Carnivora; Phocidae
Gene: KLHL38
Product: kelch like family member 38
Exons: 3
Coding region: 1-1749 (582 amino acids)
Molecular function (GO): protein binding
Source: RefSeq, a predicted model, not a curated record
AUGGACAAGGAGUUGCCAGAUGGGCUGCUCUUCAAAGACCACGACUUCUCCUCUGACUUAUUGAGGCAGCUCAAUGGCUUGAGGCAAAACAGAAUGCUGACUGAUGUGAGCCUUUGUACCGGGACCUGCGAGGUCCCCUGCCACCGAAGUGUGCUGGCCUCCAGCAGCCCCUACUUCCGGGCCAUGUUCUGCAGCAACUUCCGGGAGAGAAGCGAGGCAAAAGUCCAGCUGAAAGGCAUCGACUCUGCAACUCUGGAGCAGAUCAUCUCGUAUGUGUACACUGGGGAGGUGCACAUCACGGCUGAGAAUGCCCUGCCUUUGAUGGAGGCAGCCUCCAUGCUGCAGUACCCCAAGCUGCUGGAGGCCUGCUCCUCCUACCUCCAGAGCCAGCUGACCCCCAACAACUGCCUGGGCAUGAUGCGACUCUCUGAAAUCUUAAGUUGUGAGACCCUCAAGAAGAAAGCCAGGGAGGUGGCCCUGACGUGCUUCACAGAGGUGGCUGCCUCAGCCGACCUGAAGGAGCUCUGUGCCUUGGAAUUGAGAGACUACCUGGGGGAUGAUGGGCUCUGUGGGGAGGAGGAGAAGGUGUUCGAGGCCCUCAUGGUUUGGAUCAAGCAUGACCUCCAGGCCCGGAAACGACACUUGCAGGAGCUGUUCAAGCAGGUCAGGCUUCAGUACAUCCACCCGGCCUUCUUCCACCACUUCAUUGCCAAUGAUGCUCUCCUGCAGUCCUCACCCUCGUGCCAGACCAUCCUGGAGACGGCCAAGAGGCAGAUGUUUGCCACAUACAGCACCACCAGUGCCCCAGACCUCCAUCCUCCAUGGCAUGUCCCCCCAAGAACCUCUUACCAAGAUUUCCUCAUCCUCUUGGGUGGGAGGAAGGACAACCAGCAGACCACCAGGGAUGUUCUGCUGUACAACAGACAGACCAACCAGUGGCAGAACCUUGCCAAACUCCCGAACCGGCUGUACAAGGCCUCAGCCAUCACCUUGCACCGUAGCAUCUAUGUGCUGGGAGGCAUGGCUGUCGGGGCAGGGAAGAACGUGCCCAGCCACAACGUCUACAUCUACUCCCUGAAGCUUAACCAGUGGAGGCUGGGACAGCCCAUGCUGGUGGCCCGCUACUCCCACAGAAGCACUGCCCAUAAGAACUUCAUCUUCUCCAUUGGGGGCAUUGGAGAAGGGCAGGAGGUCAUGGGCUCCAUGGAGAGAUACAACAGCAUCUUCAACAUCUGGGAGAGUAUGGCCAGCAUGCCAGUGGGGGUUCUCCACCCUGCGGUUGCUGUGAAAGACCAAAGACUCUACCUCUUUGGGGGAGAGGACAUCAUGCAGAAUCCUGUACGCCUUAUCCAGGUUUAUCACAUUUCCAGAAACACAUGGUUCAAAAUGGAGACGAGAAUGAUCAAGAAUGUGUGCGCCCCUGCAGUGGUGCUUGGGGAGCGGAUUGUUAUCGUAGGAGGUUACACAAGGAGGAUUCUUGCUUAUGACCCUCAGUCCAACAGAUUUGUCAAGUGUGCGGACAUGAAAGACCGGAGGAUGCACCACGGGGCCACAGUGAUGGGGAACAAGCUCUAUGUGACGGGCGGGCGGCGGCUGACCACGGACUGCAGCAUCGAGGACUUGGCCUCCUUUGACUGCUACGACCCCGAGACAGACACCUGGACAUCCCAGGGACAGCUGCCUCACAAACUCUUUGACCACGCCUUCCUCACUCUCCAGUGCAUACCCCACACCCCCACCUUCCCAUGA